AUGUCGAGCGCGCUCGUCGCCCGGCUCCGCCACCUCGAGUCGCAGGUCGCCUCGCUCGAGACGACGUGCGCCGCACGUGUCGACGUCCUGGCGCGCGCGUGCGAGACGCUGCGAGAGGAGAACGAGGCGCUGCGGUUCGAGGUGGCGCGACACCGCGAGGUGGAUCAGACGCUCCUCGAGGGGCUGCUCGACGACCUCGCCCCGGUGUCCAGCCACGACCGCGUCGGCGACGACGGCGUCGACGCGGGCCGAGCGACGGCGACGGCGACGGCGCCGAGCCCCGCCGCGCCGAGCGCGCGGGCCGAGCGCCUCGGGGCGUUCCUUCACGGCUGGGACGAGGACGAAGGACGAAAGAGACCGCGGGACGAAGGAGAGAGACCGCGGGACGAACGCGCCGCGCCCUCGGUGAAGAUCGAGCCCUCUUUGGGGAGCGAGGCGCGUCUUCCGUCCGCGGCGGCGGCGGAGGCGGACGGGGAGGCGUUCGGCGGCGAGUCCGAGUCCAAAUACGUCGCCAACGAGGACGAGGACGAGGACGACGGCGCGACGUGCCAACCGGUGCCCAGGAUGUACGAGACGGCCGCGAACGGGCGACAGUUUCUCCUCUGCAAGCACGCGCUGAAGAAGGCGUGGUGCCCGGAGUGCCAGGUCGUGCCCAGGAAACCGAAGGGUCGACCGAAUCGUCGUCCGGCGGGAUCCGUGUGCGAACACGGCACGAGACGCGCGACGUGCAAGACGUGCAAGGGCGCCUCGAUCUGCGUCCACGGCAAACGAAAGACCAUCUGCAGGCUCUGCGGCGGAGGGUCCAUCUGCGUGCACGACCGAUAUCGGUAUCGCUGCGUGCUGUGCAAGGGCGGCGCGGUGUGCCGCCACAACAGGCGCAAGUACCAGUGCACGCUGUGCUUCGCCGAGCGCGCGUGCGAGCACGGGUUGGACGCGAAGGAGUGCGCGGAUUGCGUGCUGCUGAAGGUCGAGCUCGCCGAGUUCGGCUCCGAGGACACGUUCGAAGACGUUUGA
Micromonas commoda is the source of this 1014-nucleotide messenger RNA. RefSeq lists its product with no specific name. Lineage: Eukaryota; Viridiplantae; Chlorophyta; Mamiellophyceae; Mamiellales; Mamiellaceae. The record is from RefSeq and is a predicted model, not a curated record. The transcript has a single exon. The coding region runs from base 1 to 1014 and encodes 337 amino acids.